UGCAAGCUCUGCCCCUGCGCCAGUAUAAGCAGUGUCCCCGUCCUUGAGUAGUCAGCAGUUCGAUGGCAAGAGGAGGGUUGGAGGCGGCAGAUGGUCACAGCUAUGGCGGUAGCUUGACGGCCGCUGUCAUGGCCAUCUGCCUCAUGGCUGCUUCCUGUGGCCUCGUCUUCGGCUACCAUGUUGGUGUCGCAGGUGGUGUCACACAAAUGGAGUCAUUCUUGAAUAAGUUCUUCCCGGAAGUGGUGAGCGGGAUGAAGAGUGCAAAGCGUGAUGCCUAUUGCAUGUACGACAACCAGCUUCUUACAGCAUUCACGUCAUCGAUGUACAUUGGUAGCUCCCUGUCAUCAUUAGUGGCAAGCCGUGUGACAAUGGCAAGCCGUGUGACAAGAAGGGUUGGACGCCAAUCUGUCAUGCUCAUCGGUGGCGUCUUAUUCCUCUUCGGCUCUAUCAUCAACGCUGGGGCUGUUACUGUCAGCAUGCUCAUCAUGGGCCAGAUGCUACUAGGCUUCGGUGUUGGCUUCACUACGCAGGCUGCUCCACUCUAUCUCGCCGAAACAUCACCGCCAAGGUGGCGUGGAGCAUUCACAAUAGCCUACCACAUAUUCGUUUGUAUCGGCUCAGUGAUCGCGAACAUGGUGAACUAUCUAACAAACUCCAUGCCCUACUGGGGCUGGCGGAUCUCACUCGGUGUCGCUGCCAUACCAGCCAUCAUCAUCAUCGUGGGUGCCCUUUUGGUAACAGACAGCCCAAGCAGCCUAGUGCUACGUGGUGAGCCGGAUAAGGCUCGUGUGUCACUGCAGCACAUCCGUGGGUCAGAUGCUAACAUCGAAGCCGAGUUCAAGGACAUUGUUUGUGCAGUCGAAGAGGCAUGCCAGAACGAGCAAGGUGCGUUCAAGAGGCUAUGCAAUAAGAGGUACCGACCUUACGCGGUGAUGAUGGUGGCCAUACCUGUGUUCUUCCAGCUCACGGGCAUGAUCGUCGUCUUCGUCUUCGCGCCAGUGCUGUUCCGGACCGUAGGCUUCAGCAGCCAGAAGGCGAUUCUUGGUUCUGCCAUCGUUAACCUUGUGACCUUGUGCGCCGUCAUCACAUCCACCUUCGUCGUGGACAGAUAUGGCCGGAGGUCCUUGUUCCUCAUAGGUGGCAUCAGCAUGAUAAUUUUUCAGGUGGCCGUGUCAUGGAUACUUGCGGAGCACCUUGGGAAGCACAAUGCAGUGACGAUGGCGAGGAGCUAUGCGAUGGGCGUGUUGGUGCUCAUGUGCCUGUACACCUUCAGCUUGGGUCUGUCGUGGGAUUCACUCAAGUGGGUGAUUCUGAGCGAGAUCCACCCCGUUGAAACUAGGUCCGUGGGGCAGGCCAUCUCCAUGACCAUCGCGUUCGUCCUCUACUUUAUACAGGCACAGGUGUUCACGACCCUGCUCUGCAAUCUGAAAUUCGGGAUAUUCCUCUUCUUUGCCGGCUGGGUGCUGGCCAUGACGGCUUUCAUCGUGGUGCUCCUGCCGGAGACGAAAGGAGUGCCACUAGAGGCUAUGCGGGCAGUAUGGGCACGCCAUUGGUACUGGAAGAGGUUCUUCCUGCAGGAUAUCAACAAACACGACCUUAGUUCAACUGGUUAA
This is a messenger RNA of Sorghum bicolor (sorghum), 1613 nucleotides long. RefSeq names its product sugar transport protein 5. Gene Ontology annotation, molecular function: monosaccharide transmembrane transporter activity. Bases 63 to 1613 code for a protein of 516 amino acids. The transcript is spliced from 4 exons. Gene Ontology annotation, biological process: monosaccharide transmembrane transport. NCBI's taxonomy places the organism in Eukaryota, Viridiplantae, Streptophyta, Magnoliopsida, Poales, Poaceae. The record is from RefSeq and is a predicted model, not a curated record. Gene Ontology annotation, cellular component: membrane.